AUGGAGCAGAUCGUGGUCUAUGAGUUCAUGGCCAUUGGCGACCUCGACCGCUGGAUCAGACCCGGCAUAUGCAUUAGCAAUAUCAUGCAUGGCAUUUCAGACAUCUCCCAUACCAAGACCAGCCUCUUUGGAGUGGUGAUGCUGGCGGUGAUCACGGCUCGCAAGGCCAUCUACAACAUCGAGUCCAACCAAGUCAGCCUCAAGCAGUGGGCAGCAGCCCUGGUGGCAGCAGGGGACGUGGCGGCCCUCAAGGACCCGCACCUGCAAGCACCGGACGACCUGGUGCUGCGCAUGGCACGCCUGGCGCUCUCCUGCACCGCCAUGCCCACGGCGUCUCGCCCGGGCAUGAGCCAUGUGCUGGCAGAGCUGCUGCUGCUCAAGGAGGAGUUCUUUGGGGAGGACGAGGACCGCAUGGCUGCCCGCAUCGACCUCGAGAUCGAGAGCUCUGAGCAGGUUGAUUUCAGCUUGGAGCUGGCUCGUCUUCAGGGGAUUCAACAUGGUAGUUAG
Molecule: messenger RNA, 507 nt
Organism: Closterium sp. NIES-65
Lineage: Eukaryota; Viridiplantae; Streptophyta; Zygnematophyceae; Desmidiales; Closteriaceae
Source: the annotation of a GenBank genome assembly